GUUAUUUUAUUUAUUGAUUCAUUUUAAUUGAAAGAAAUCGAUCCUCACGAUGUCAAUAAAAUCUGCCGAUGCACUAACAAAUAAGUUGCAGCAUGAUCUGCUGAAUGAGUUGAUAACAACAAAUCAUCUUCUGCAAUUAAUCUCUCAAGAAUUACAAGAGAUCAAACAACUCACAAGAUCUGGUGGGGAAUUUGAAGCAAAUGUUGCUAAGAACACCACCCUAACAAAACUACUGGCCGAUAUGCAUCAUAUUGAUUUAGACAAACUACCACCAGUUGCACGACUGCAAAUAGACUUGAACCAUCCAUCAAAUCAAAAUCAAUCUCACGAGGAACAUGACACGUUUAGGAAUAACUCCACUAUGGAAGUAGAUAAAUAAAGACGAACUUUUUGAAAAUAAUUAUGCUGAAUUAUUAGGAUAAGCAAAAAAUAAAUGAGCCAAUAAUA
Cydia amplana is the source of this 447-nucleotide messenger RNA. RefSeq lists its product as uncharacterized. The coding region runs from base 50 to 379 and encodes 109 amino acids. The transcript is spliced from 3 exons. The record is from RefSeq and is a predicted model, not a curated record. Lineage: Eukaryota; Metazoa; Arthropoda; Insecta; Lepidoptera; Tortricidae.